AAAGAUGCAAGUAAAUUUGUAUUCACAAAUAUUUUAGUAAGGAAAAGUCAUUGUUUCAGAAAUCAUGCCUGGAAAGGUUAAAGUACGGAUCAUUGCUGGCCGCAAUCUUCCUGUUAUGGACAGAGCGGCUGACACCACUGAUGCCUAUGUUGAAGUUAAGCUUGGAAAUGUUACCCACAAAACUGAUGUCUUCAGGAAAAGCCUCAACCCCCAAUGGAAUUCAGAAUGGUUUCGAUUUGAGGUGGAUGAUCAUGAUCUUCAAGAUGAGCCCCUACAGAUCCGCCUCAUGGAUCAUGACACUUACUCUGCAAACGAUGCCAUUGGGAAAGUUUAUGUGGACUUGAACCCUCUCUUGUUACCUCCACCGUUGCCUGUUUUAGGUGCAACCACACUAACCAGCAAACACUUGAGUCACGUACUGUCAUCGUCAAGUGGAGUGCCAGGCGUCCAUGAGAGCAGCUCAGCGCCGGUCAUCCCGCCUCCUCAACCUGCGGUUGCCUCCAUUGCUCAUCAAACUGCAGGUGCUGCCGUGAUGUCAGGCUGGCUGCCAGUCUACGACACCAUGCACGGGCUCAGGGGCGAGGUGGCUGUCACCUGUAAGGUUGACCUCUUCUCUGACUUCAACAGAUUCCGACAGUCGUCAUGUGGCGUACAUUUCUUCUUCAGUCCCGAGAUCCCGGACACGUUCUCGUGCCAGCGCGUGGUAGGGCUGGUCGAGGAGCUGGUCAAGAACCACGACCCAGAGUACGAGUGGAUAGACAAGAUCAGAUCUCCGCGCGCCAGCAACGAGGCCAAGCAGACGCUCUUCUGUAAACUGUCGGGCUUGUUGCAGCGCAAGAUCGGGCUUAAGGUGCUCGACAUGGGCGGCAAUGCCGUGCUGGGUUACCGGCAAUGUUUUGACCUGGAGGGAGAGUCCGGUAUUGUGGUGCGGGGUCUUGGCACUGCCGUUGUCCUAACUCCUGCCGCUGCCAUCACCAUCACUAGUACCAACCAUCACCAUCUACACCACACGUCUGCCACCAUCGCGUCAUCUCACGCGGCCGCCUUCACACAUCACUAUCAUCAUCACCAUCCUGGUGGUGCGGGCGCUCCUAAGCAGAUGUCAUCACCGCAAGGCAUCACCUCGGCGCAUCACAAUCAACAGCGUGCUAGGGGUCAGAGCUACGCGUCCGGUCAUACAGAACCACGUUCAUCGCCCGCACUGCUGGAGGCUGACAUGAAUUUGAUCCCGCGCUGCCACUCGUUUUCUCAGUCUCCAGUGACAUCGCCGGCACCAAAUAGAGCAAGUCCCACCAGGAGUGCUAAGUCACUUUCGUUUGAGCCUGAAAGUUCAGAGAAUGACUGUAUAUUUUGUGCCUUUGAGAGGCAGGGCUACAUGUUCAAUCCAGUAGCUGAGAGUCCUCUCUCAGAUGUCUUAGCUUACACCACAGAUUUCGGUCAAAUGCGCAGUCGCAUGGCAUAUGAGGCUUCUGGUCUUGCAUCAUCCAGCCGUGACGGCAGCUGUCAAGAAUAUCGUUCUAAUAGCUCCCCCGCCCUUCGUCAUGCCAUCAGCAUGCAGCAACGUUUAUCCGAUCACCAUCUUAGAGUGUGUCAGCCUGCUGCCCAGAAACGGCAACGGUCGCCACGAGGUCUUCACCACCAUCACCAUCAUCAUCAUCAUCAUCAUCAAGGAACAGAGAACGCUGUGAUGAUCUCAGGCAAGCGAUCAUUUGACUACUCAAACAAGGGCAUGCCCAAGGGCUUAUUGAGCAUUCCUCGGCGCCUGAUGAAGAGCCUCACGAGCCUCUCGGCAAAGGAUGACAAGAAUGAUGAGAGGCCCGCGAGCCCAUCGAUUUCAUUCUUGCCCCAGAAAGUUUCUUUUGAUCGCUCACCCAACAGAGCCUCUCCUACAUUGGAAACGAAUGAAGAAGACCUUCAUAGCAAUGUGGAUUAUUUUCAGUACCAGCGAAAAGAUGAUCAAGCCAAGUCAAAAUUGACUGAAUUAGGCGAAACCUCUCUAGCUCAAAUUGCCGAAGAAUGUGGAAUUUUUUCUGCUAACGAACAAGAAGAGAAGAAAGAAUUGCAAUCGUGUACUCGAGACCACGGCGCCACAUCAGCUGAUUCUACCGCUAGCUUGCUUCACACGAGCGAAGAAUCUGCUGACUCCUCGUCUGACGAUAAUAGCGUUGAGGAUGCCGCCGAAGACUCUCCUGUCACCGAGCCCUCGGCAGCGUUGUCUGAUGGCUCAGGUUCGAAGCACCGACGAUCCUGGAGAAAGCGUUUGCGGGCCAUACAAAUGAAAGUCAGACGCAGAAUUUCAUUAUCAGGUGUUAUCCUCAACUUGAGCUUGAGUAAGUCUGGCAGCAAAGGCACAGGUCCAAGUGAGGUCUCCAAAGAAGCCCGGAGUCGCCGACUUGCCCGCUCAAAAUCGGAGCCAAAUAUUCGCCUGGGUAAUUUUUUAGUGGAUUGGUUUGGUCCAGCCUUAGAUGAAAGUUUAGACUCAGGCUCGGAAUCUGUAUCUGAAGUUUCAGGUACCGAAUCGGAUUUGACGGACAAUGAAAGGGUUCGUGGGGGCAUCCCAAAUGAUCUGAGCUGCGUCAUGUCUGCUGAUGACGACGAGAAGUUGAGUCUUUUUGAAGAGUACAUGAAGCGUCAGAAGAAAGACCCCUUAUACAACUUCUAUCUGGGUGAUGAAGACGACGAUGAUGAUGCUCUCAAUGGAUCACUACCUGAUAUCACUCUCGAGCCUUCAUCUCCUCAGUCAACUGUCGCUCCUGACGAGCUUCUUGCGGGAACCAUGAAAGCUGCUUCAGAAAUUACUCCGGAAACUAUGUGCUCUACAUCCCUCGAUCGAAAACCUGAAGGCAACACAUUUGAAAAAGAGCCUUGUCAAGAAAUUAAUGCACAUAACCCGCAACGUCCCGCAGAUGUGAAGGAAGCAAUGGAACUCAGCGCUUCAUCCCAAACUCCAACGCUAUCCAGGAGCUCGCCCCUGCCCUCCCAUCCUGCAGUGUCCUGUAGCGUCGCUACGGCCCCUCCUGCUGCUACUCUUGGAGGUGCUGCUGUGAUUUCACCUCACGGUGCCUCUGGGGUGACCUCAGCUGCGAACACCUCAGGGGUGACCUCUGCGAACGCCUCCGGUGUGACCUCGGUUGCGAACGCCUCAGGGGUGACCUCGGUUGCGAACACCUCAGGGGUGACCUCAGCUGCAAACGUCUCAGGGGUGAUCUCAGCUGCGAGCGCCUCUGGGGUGACCUCAGCUGCAAACGCCUCCGGUGUGACCUCAGCUGCGAACGCCUCAGGGGUGACCUCAGCUGCGAACGCCUCCGCGUUGAAUAACGCUUCACAAAUUGACGGCUGGAAGAAAUCUGCUCUCCAGGAUGGUGCGGAGAAAGGAAGCCCAGUUUGCAGUUCUGAAGAUUACGAACUUUCAAAUUUGUCUAGCUCUGAGAAUUCUAAAAACUGUAUCAUCAAGAAUAAACCAGAAAAAUCUCAAGGUAAAAUAACAAAACAAAGUGCUGUAGACAACAGAGACGACGCUUUGAAAGCAAAUGGGUACCUUGUGGAGAACGGACCACAUGGAUGUGAGAGCUUACAGUGCACGGCAGAGAGCCGUAAGAUCCAGCGCACUGCAACUGUCAUUGAGCAAGAGACCGUUGAACUGCAAGUGAAAGUCGAGACGAGUUCUACAGAGACCGAACCAAAUAAGCGCUGCAUGGCUGACCCUCCGACUACAGAAGCGUGCGACACAUCCAACGUCUUGACGGAUGUUGCUGCCAUGGAUGGCUUGGAGCCUCUAGCCACGCCUGAUACCCCGCCUGCCACGACACACAACGCCAUGAUCAACCUGCCACAUGCUGAAGCUACCACCGUCAACAACCACCGUGCAGUUGCUGCGCAGCCUCGCGCUAACAGCUCUCAUGUGCCUGCGUCUGAGAGCGGCUCCGAUAAUGAAGGAGUGUCGGCCAAACCCUGGACAGGUGUGAGCCCCAGCAACCCCUUCUUCAGCGGCGUGCAUGUGGGCAGCGGCGUGGGGGCGUUCGUACGAAGACCUCUCAUCUCACACGAGGCUCUCGCCAUGCUCAAGUAUCCUUUCUUCACCAUGACUAACUUCCCGACUGGCUUCAUCCUACGCAUCGACCUCUCGUCUCACGCCCCUAUGGUGAGUGGUACACUGAGUGGUGAGUGGUACACUGAGUUCACCACCAUCUGCCCCAUAUUCAAUAUCCCCAUGUCCCGCAGCGACGAUGUAUGCAUUUUGAACGUGAGCGGCACCGCCGCGAUCGUGAGCGUGUCCAACGAAUCGCUCCUGACGGGAGGGUUCGACGAUUACGGACCAUCAGGGUACUUUUACGGUCACCAUCCCGUGCACCAGUACCCUGGUCCUGUGCACCACAGCUCUUCCUUUGAGAAAAAGGAAACUGAUGCUCCUUCCCAGGCUCAGGUGGGGGGCAGCGGGAGGCCGCGGGUGUCCAGCCCCCGCCCCAUCAGGCGGUCUCGUGGUGGAAGUCUGCGGUGCCGGCAGACGAGCGUGAGCGAAGACGGCGAUAUAGCGCUGGGGGGCAGCGCUGGCACCCCACACAGGACGCAGGCAGCUGUUGCCGCAGGCGUUGGUAUGGCUGAGCCCCUCUGUUGCGUGUGUCACUCGCCCUUCGCUGACGCCGCCGAGCUGCCAUUCAAAGUCGCCAUCAGCAAGUGUGCGCUCUGCAAGCACGGCAAAGUGACAGACAUAUUAUUGGCCACCAUAGAGCCACCGCCAGGGAUACCCAUCACAGGUCGCGGUUGCCUGGUGCAGGCGCGGGUGUUCAAGCACCGACGAGACCUCAAGGGCGAGGCCUUCGCUAAGGAGGUGUCGGAUGCUCUGCCCUUCGUAGAGUACGAGAUCACCAAGCUUAUCCUCAACAAAGUCAGGAUCGCCGGCAUGAACGCGAUCUUCGGGCUGCGCGUGCGGCUGAGUCUGGGCGAGCGUCUGGUGGUGGCGGUAGCGUCGGGCACAGCUGUCUUCCUCACCGCCCUCCCGCCACCUCUCGCCCCUCAGGUUGUGGUUGACAGCAACGAGGGUGAGGAGGUGAGACGACACUGGCAGCAGCGCCUGAGCAGCGUCAUGCGCGCCAACAGCGAACACUACGGCGUCCUGCCUGAGAAGAAGAGUCAGCGUAGACGUCCCAGCAGCCGUAAUGCCUCUGAGCUCUGGACUCAGAGCUCUGACUCAGAGGACGACGAUGCCCCUGGUGGCUCAGCGGACACUGAGCUCUUCCCUCAGGGCACGCCGCACUCUGGACCACCGCUGGAUAUUGACUUCAGUGCCGGCAACAAAGAGGCUUGUCUCUUUGAGCUGGACGACAGCGAGGACGCGGAGAUGGCAACGCUGCUGGUGAACUCGAGCCGCCCCUCGCCGCUGCGCCCCCUCAUGGCCACCACCCACACCGUGCCCGGCCUGCCCAUGAGCGCUGAGAGCUGCGUGGGCAACAUCCAGACGUUCACAAAGGUGUACAGGGAGAGCUUUGCUUCAAACACCGCCCUCACUCAGACUGUCUUCAACGCUUACUUCGAUAACGUGAUCGAGAGCAUCUGCUUCCGCGCACGCAAGAUGCAGCCAUGCGUCAUCACAGGACUGCGUUUCGACGUCACCAUCCCUGAAGAAGAUGAACUACAGAUCAGCGUCCUGGGGGCAGUAAUACGACUGCCACCUCCUACUUUGCCUCCACAAAUUUCUUCCUCUUCAUUGCCUCUGCCGGAGGACCCCAAAGCUCUGCCUCAAUCAUUGGGUUCUGGAGGCCGUGAAGUUAAAAGUUUCACCCGCACAAGCGAUAAUAAAAUUGUGAAGACAUCUGUGUGCGUCAAGGCAGUUGCCAGCCAGCGACAGGCAACUGACAUGGCUGUCGUCAAUGGUGUUCAGAGCGUCAAGCGAACGAGUAAUCGCAACUCUUUGCACGAACACGAGGAAGGCGAGCUCAUCUUCAGGAUGGAGGAAGUCACAGACCGCACUCCUAAGAAGUCCACUGCACUUCCUCCAACGGCCGAAGACGGAAGCAGUGGAGGUGGUACGCAGUCGCACUCUGGGCGCAAGAUCACCUACGCGUCAUCAUCGAGCUCCUCCUGCGGCAGCACCUCCAGACCUCUCCUGCAACACCAGGCGCGUCUACACGGCACGCCGUCGCUGAGCUCUGAGCUGUCUAGCGCGUCUGUGUCGUCCGGCUACUCCGUCUCCCGUCUGUCCUUCUGUCGCACCACCGUAGCCGCGUCGCAGGAUCACGGCGGGAGUAACGGCUGCUCUGAGGGCUGGCAGGGCGUGUGCAUCUCACCGCUGCCCUUCGUGCCCGGCGCGCGCAUCGAGGGCCAUCUCGGCAACCUCAACUUCUUUUUCAUCAGGGAAAGCACCUGCAUUAAAGAGAGCGGCGGAGUGUCGGUGUUCGUAGGCAGCCUCAUGACGGAGAUCCUGGGCGUAGUGCGCGCACACGUCGCGGCUCUCGGUGGCAACGCUGUCACCUCCUACUUCAUGGCCGAGUGUAUCCUUGAGGUCAACCCGCAUAAGAACCAGGGUCAGUGCCUUAUCAACGUAGGGGGCGACGUUGUACAGACGAUCUCUUCGAUUGGUGCCGCUACCACCACGAAUGCCUCAGUUGCUGCCUCGAGCUCCACCACUGCUACGGGCACCACUUCUGCCACGGGUAUCACCGUAGUCACGGGUACCACCGCAGCCACGGGCACCACCACUGCCACGGGUACCAUACCAGUCAUGGGUACCACAUCGGCCACGAAUUUCACCCAGGGGUAACACUUCUGCCAUAGUCUCCGCUAGUGCAUCUGCUGCCGUUCUAUCUUUAAAAAAAGUGAGAGUUUGUAACUGCGGGCGUUUUAGCUCGUGGCUCAUAACUGUUAGCUGCCCAUUUCGUGGCUUUAAAGUGCCAUUUGACUGCAUAAGUGGAAGUUGUCUCAAGUGUCAAUAAUUAUAUCUCAAUUCUAAAGUACUUUAACAUUAUAAUAUAAUGCGUUGUAGUUUUGUUGUUAUUGUUAUAAAACACUAAUAUUUAUGCUAUUAUUCCGUUAUCUCUGUGUUGCGGCUAGCAUAUCUCAUAAACUAAGGUUGGUUAUUAGUUGAAUUCUAGCUCGGCACGUUAAUCAUGUCAUAAGAUUUGUUAUAUUUUGUGGUGGUCAACUGUGAUCGAUGUUCUCUUGUCAGUUCUCAUGCAUGCGUGACGAAUUUGCUCAAUUCUGCUCCAUAUUUGUAGCAAGCAAGUUGAGAUUCCCUGGAGUUUUCUCUAAAGCCAAUUCGUUAAUUUUCAAUUUUAUGUUGUACUUUGUGUUUUAGUAAAGACGCGUAUUUUUUAUAUUUUUUGCCAGUAAUUACCGUAUAUCUCUACGUUCAUGAUUGUUGUCAUUUUUAAUUUUCUGUCUUUGUUUGCUUGACUCUUGAACUGCCGUAUAUCUUGUUUGCCAAUCUUCAUAUACAGGGAGAUAACAUUUUGUUUUAAACGCGAUAACCGUACAGUUGAAUUUCAUCUUCAAUUGUUUGCCACUGAUUUCGUUUAUAAUAUCGUAGUUUCAUUCAUACAUCUCGCGUUCACAAGACAUCAAUACUUUUAUAUCUAAACUAAUGACUAGUGCCAAGAUGGGUAAUAAAUAGUCACCUAUUGUCUGAGGGUGAGUGUGAGAUUAAGAAGCGUUGCCUUAGGAUGUCGUGUUUUUAGUGCUAAAUCAAAUUGUUAAUUUUUUUUAAUUAUUAUGCCCGAGUCUCGCUCUUUUUUCUAUAGUAAAUUGCUGUAAUUGCGAUUGUUCAAGUGUGCUUGUAAGAAUCUCCUUCUGGUAAUUUGUCUAAUUUUAAAAAUUUCGGAAAGUAUUUGCACAUCUCUGGCUGGAGAUUCCGUGUUGUAUGUAAUUUACAUCUGCAGGUCUCAGAGGGUGCUUGCGUGUUGGAGGCAUGCGUGGCAUGAAGAAUUAUCGUAUACGAAAUACUGCGUGCUUGUGAACGUGGUAUUUAGUGGUGCGUUAUGGUUUUUCUGUUGUUUGUAAUGCCAUGGACAUUGUAUUCUAGUCCUUUAUUCGCGGUAAUGAUGUGUUGGCAUGUUGAGGUGAGUGCGUUCCCGUGUUAGAAUAUUAUUCAAAUCGUGUUCUUUUCUCGAUACGAUGUGACCGCUCAGUUUCUCAAGUCUAUCGUCAGCUAAACUUAUAAUGCGGAAGCUCUGUUGCUAAUCUCUUUAUGCAUGUUUGUUUUCCUUGAAUUGUGAUGACAUAAUAAUAUGACCAUAUGUUAUUCAAUUCAUGAUAAUAUGUUAUCAUGCACUUCACGAUAUUAUGAAUUGGGAUUCGCCAAAAAGGGAAAUUAAAAUUUUACUAUCAAUUGUGGCACUUCGGUAAGGAAUUUCCGAUUUUAGAAAGAAAUUAGAGUUCAGUCUCGUGUUUUAGCGAAGAGUGAUUUUACCGGUAUGUUCGUAAUGGCAGCCGACGAAGAGAUGAAAACUCUAAUGUCUGUCAAAAUUUACUUGUCUUAAUUCUAAUACAAUGUAAAUUGAUUUUUAUAAAUUUCUUUAAUCAAUUAAUUAAUAAUCAAUUUCUUUUGAUCCAUUUUAUUUCCAUGAUGCUAAUGCUAACAAACGGAUGUAAAUUGUCGCUUGAUUAUAAUCAGUUAGGUUAAUUUUUGUAUUCUUAAAAUCAUGUUUCCCUCACUAUGGAGUGUUCGCCCUGUGCUUAUCUCAGAAUAAAUUAAUACUUGUAAGUCAUGUUUUUAUUUAAUGUUUGCCAUAAAUAACCUUUUUUUUAGCCCGUGCGUUGCCAUUUUUCAGAGCUAGCUUAUUGUGAAGUAAUUUUGAGGAGGUAUACACGAAUAACUCUUAUGCGUUAAAAUGUAUGAUUUUAUAUGGACUGCGCGUAUUGUUGCAUUUAUUUCUGUAUCCUUGAAAACUAUUACAAGUCAUGCACUUGCCAGCUCAUUGAAAAAUAGUUUAAGAUCCCCUUGAAACAUGUACAAAUUUUCGUUAGUUCGUGCUUAAUUUAUUUACAAUUUGCAUUCGUAAAUUCACGUGUUCGAUGUUGAUGGAAAUAUGACGCCGCUGAUUAGCCCUGUUUAGUUCAAAUAUUCAGUUAAAUUUUUUUAAAAUAGUAAGUCAAGAGUUAUUCCGACGCUCAGAUUUUAUAUUGUGCCUUCAAGUAAUUGAACAUCGAACCUCAAGUUUCACGUUGCAGAUUCUGUGCAUCACUAGAGUUUGAAUGCAACCAUCGCAGACCAGUCUUGUUAUGGUCAACUUGGGCAGUCGUUACUAUCGCUAGGACAGAAGACAGUAAAGAUUACUGGUCUUCAUUUUGGUGUCAUUGCAACUGUACGUUCAUUCACAUAUUACGUAUCUCAUGCAUUUACUAUGUUUUAUUGAAGUCUUCCAAUUAUGCUAGUUUUCUGCUGUUACUUAUCCGUAUUAUUCAGUGAUGUGACUGAGCCAUAUAAAUAAACUGUAUUUUAUGUUCAUUGCUCCAGAAAACACCGAUUAGGUUUUCGUAGAAGACUUUUAUUUUCAGUCACAAUUUUCUUUAGCUGUUCUACAUUUGGCUUGAUUUCAGUAUGGCUUCGAUCUACAUUUUAUUGUAUUUCAUUGCAUCAUUUUGUUUGUAAAAAAUACCCGUUCUUGUUAUACUUCCCUGCUGUCAUUUCAAUUCACUAUUGCAAAGUGUGAUGCAAGUAUUGCUAUUAAUUCAUUAUCGCGUACUUUUCAUAUUAGGUGCGUUGCUCGACUGUUACCAAUGAAGCUGUCUUGAACUGUCGCGUGCCAAAUGCUCAAGUAUCUUCACACCCAAAAUAGUGUUACGCUGCAUGGGAUCGUGCACUGUGUCAUUCACAGCAUAAAUUAUACUAUUAUUUAUAAUUAUUUGUGGCAGUAGAUCGAGGUCGUAUAAUUUAUAACAUGGACAUUGAGGCUGAUCUUGCCCAUAAUGCAUACCAACAGACCUCAUUCUUUUAGCAUUGUUAUGACUUUUUCAGUUUACAGGGACACUCGCUCGCAUGAGAGACGCUGACUCAACAGUCUCGGAUUGUAUUUAUACUUCGCUUUUCGGUUGAGUCAGUCGAGCUAGGACGACUGAAUUACUAUGAACUGAAUGUCACUCAUGUACCAUGAAAACAGAGUCAGAGUAUGGAAUAUCACAAUGAAUUCCUCGACCUAAAUCUCACUCAUUUAUUUACUUACGUAUGGUGUUUCUAGCCAUCUGUUCUCCUCGAAAUCGUGGUUUGCUGCGUACAUGACAUCAGGUUGUUAAUAGCAAUCAAAUGCUAAUGAUUUACCGUUAUCAUGCCAACAUUUGAUCUUGAUGAUUAUAUUUCUGUGGCAGACUCGAAUAAAUUCUUAAUAUAUUC
Hyalella azteca is the source of this 10321-nucleotide messenger RNA. RefSeq lists its product as uncharacterized. Gene Ontology annotation, cellular component: plasma membrane. The transcript is spliced from 29 exons. The coding region runs from base 65 to 6757 and encodes 2230 amino acids. Gene Ontology annotation, biological process: intracellular protein transmembrane transport; protein localization to plasma membrane; positive regulation of protein targeting to membrane. The record is from RefSeq and is a predicted model, not a curated record. Gene Ontology annotation, molecular function: calcium ion binding; calcium-dependent phospholipid binding. NCBI's taxonomy places the organism in Eukaryota, Metazoa, Arthropoda, Malacostraca, Amphipoda, Hyalellidae.